Messenger RNA from Entamoeba dispar SAW760, 447 nucleotides. RefSeq lists its product as uncharacterized. The coding region runs from base 1 to 447 and encodes 148 amino acids. The transcript has a single exon. The record is from RefSeq and is a predicted model, not a curated record. NCBI's taxonomy places the organism in Eukaryota, Evosea, Mastigamoebida, Endamoebidae.
AUGUGCUGGAGCAUACUUUUCAUCAUCAACAUUAAGUUCUUUUUAACUUCUCAAUUAGUUAUUGAAGGAGAUCGUUACUUAAAAUUUUAUGAGGGAAAUGCAAUUGGUCCAGUGUAUGAUGGAUAUCAACCAAAUAGUGAGUCAGGUGCACAUAUAGUAAAGAUAAUGUACAACAAUACCUAUGCAUAUGUUUAUUAUAAUGGAGGUUGUUAUUUUGAUGAUAAUAAUAAUAAAGUAGAGGGUACUCAUUUUGCAUUGUAUGAAGAUGGUAAAAAAUGUGGUUAUACUAGAAGGUAUGGAAAAGGAAAAAUUCUCAUCACAGGAUUUCAUUUUGAGUUUGAUGAACAAUGUUGUUCUCAUUUAUUAAGUAAAUUAAGUUAUGAUGAUUUUGAAUCAAGAAGAGAAAACUUUGUUAGAUAUAUUUUUUCAUUAUUGAGUGAUUGUUAA